GUUCGCCGCGUCCGCUUCCAGAGCUUGGCAUGGCGAGGCGGCCGCGCUGAUAAUUACAAAGACGGGUGCGGCCUCUCUUCGGCGGCAAGUGCUGGCGACACGCUCCGCAACGCCAAGGAUGAGACUUCCUGGGUCAUGCACGUCCUUGCCGAGGGAGUGAAGUUCGAGUCCGAGAGUCAGCCGGGUCUCUGCAUUUGCAAUGCGGAUGGACAUGGCAAGCUGCUGGAAGGCAACGGCCAGCGGGAGGUGUUCCGCGAAAUUCCUGCAUUGAACGGCGAAGAGGACAGCGUGACGCUGGAGAGCCUGGCACAACCUGGAUACUACCUUUGCCACUGCAAUGGCACCAUCUACUUCCAUUCCCUUGACCGGCGCAUGCAGUUUUCAGACACAAUUUUCCGCAACGACGCUAGUUGGCGACUGCAAGACUGUGACUGA
Messenger RNA from Symbiodinium necroappetens, 435 nucleotides. NCBI's taxonomy places the organism in Eukaryota, Dinophyceae, Suessiales, Symbiodiniaceae. The record is from the annotation of a GenBank genome assembly.